Messenger RNA from Bombus pyrosoma, 5992 nucleotides. Its product is annotated as RNA-binding protein fusilli. Gene Ontology annotation, cellular component: nucleoplasm; ribonucleoprotein complex. Gene Ontology annotation, biological process: regulation of RNA splicing. The transcript has 10 exons. The record is from RefSeq and is a predicted model, not a curated record. NCBI's taxonomy places the organism in Eukaryota, Metazoa, Arthropoda, Insecta, Hymenoptera, Apidae. Gene Ontology annotation, molecular function: mRNA binding. Bases 7 to 2415 code for a protein of 802 amino acids.
GGCACGAUGCAGACGCAGGGCGCUACGAGGGGACCGACUCACUUGGUUGCCCUUUAUGUGGCGACGGCGGGUCUCCAGGGUAAUGCUCUCGGCUCCGACGAGGAAGAGAUCACACUGUUGGUUUACGUGCUCAUCGAUGUGCAACAGAACAGGGUGAUGGGAAGGCAACAGUAUAUUGUACGACCGAUGGUAAUGGACGAAAGUUGUACGCCUGGAACCGGUAGCGACAAUCCGGCGAUUGCCGGAAGUAGUGGAGUCAUCAGCGAAGUAGCGUUAGCACACGCUCCGGCGUUAUCCGAAAGAAAUCUUCGAGAGCACGGCAUUCCUCUGGAGCAAGCUAUCGAGAAGUUUGAAGCAUGGUGGUCCGCCAUGUCGUGCGUGACGUCCGGUUCCGCACCACGUUUCGUCGUAGACGGCCAGGCGCCGAUGAGACAAUGCUUACAUCCAGAAGCCUGCAACAAAGACAUCAACCUGCCAGAACAUUAUACCCUCUUUCACGAUCUCCGGAAGGAAUUCGUUGCUUGCUACUCAACCCAUGGAGAGCUCUCGACAUUUGGAAUACAGGAGAUGAUGGAAUAUUUUGGCCUACCGUUAGAUACCGAGAACGAGUUCUAUGUGCAUGAAAUACAAGAUAUGAUCUGUGUAAUACAGAGGAUGAUAAAAGAUGGUCACGUCUUCCAAAAUCCUGAAACAGUUAAUAUUGUUUUAGAACCUGGUAUAUGCUCAAAAGAUGAAGAAGUUGACAAUGGCUGUGUAGUAAGAGCUAGAGGUCUUCCCUGGCAAUCAUCGGACCAGGACAUAGCAAAAUUUUUUCGUGGCCUAAAUGUUGCCAAGGGUGGUGUAGCUCUGUGUUUAAGUCCUAUGGGAAGACGUAACGGAGAAGCAUUAGUACGAUUUGUUAACAAAGAACAUAGAGAUAUGGCGUUAAAAAGACACAAACACCAUAUGGGUGGAAGGUACAUAGAAGUAUACAAGGCAUCUGGAGAGGAUUUUGUUGGCGUUGCUGGGGGAACUAGCGGGGAAGCUCAUGCAUUUUUAUCUAGAGGAGCUCAAGUUAUUGUUAGAAUGAGAGGCUUGCCGUACGAUUGUGUGGCUAAACAAGUGUUGGACUUCUUUUUGUCAGGGCAAAAGCCCUGUCACGUAUUGGAUGGAGAGGAUGGAGUUUUAUUUGUGAAGAAGCCGGAUGGUAGGGCAACCGGAGACGCAUUUGUUCUUUUUGCAAAAGAAGAAGACGCAGUGAAGGCCUUAAGUAAACACAGAGAUUGCAUUGGUAGCCGGUAUAUAGAACUUUUUCGAAGUACGAUUGCCGAGGUGCAACAGGUUUUGAAUAGAGCGAUUGAUCCGAAACAGAUCGUACUUCCAACGCCGCCUAUUCCACAACUUCCUCCCAUACUUCCGCAACAUAUUAUCACCUCUGGCACGCGUAAAGAUUGCGUUAGAUUGCGCGGUCUUCCAUACGAAGCUCUCGUUGAACACAUCCUCGAGUUCAUGGGUGAACAUUCUAAGAAUAUCGUCUACCAGGGUGUUCAUAUGGUUUACAAUGCUCAAGGUCAACCAUCCGGCGAAGCGUUUAUUCAAAUGGACAGCGAAAGUUCGGCAUAUGCAUGCGCGUCGCAACGACAUCAUCGGUAUAUGAUAUACGGCAAGAAACAGCGAUACAUCGAAGUAUUCCAGUGCAGUGGGGAUGACAUGAAUCUGGUAUUGACAGGUGCAGUAACUCCAGCGUCAACCAAGGCUCUGCUAUCACCCGGUACGUUGACCACACAAACUCCUGCAACUUUGACACAUCCGCCUCCGCCGACGCCGGUACCGGUACCGGUACCGACGGCGCAACCCCCCCUCUGGGACAUUCACGCGUUAGUACAAGCUCAAGCCCAUGCACAAGCGCAGGCUCAAGCGCAAGCUCAAGCUCAAGCGCAGGCAAUCCGAAAUCAAGACUUUUGGCUAAUGGCUCUAGCCUCGAAUCCACCACCUACCUCUACCACUCCUGCUUCCCCAACUUCGUCAGCUACGACUAAGACGCUCGCUCUACCGGGACCGAAUCCGCAGCAUCAGAUUCCUGCCUACGCAAUGGCACCUCCCGCAGCAGCCGCGGCGGCGGCGGCUGCUGCGGCGCUUCACGCUCAACAACCCGCGCCGGCGCCCUUCUUACUUUUUAACGUACCCUCUCGAAUCCCUAUUUUACGUGCACCGGCACCGCAUGGUCUCCUGACACCUAUCGUUCAGGCUGCGCCCAUUAAUCCGGCCGCUAUAAUGGGACUGAAGAGAACUUGGGAAACCGCUUUCCCACCCGAUACAUCAAGCACAGUCGCGAAACGUGCCACGUGGCACACACCAGCGACCGCAUUUCACGCGCAAGCUCCAGCCGCGGCACCGGGCUUGCCUUAUCCUGCUCAAUUUUAUCCUCAGAUUUGAUAGGUUAAGCCGCUAGUGUCGACGAUAAUCGUUCUAAACACAGCGGACGAACAACGUGUCUUCUUCUUAAUGCAUCUCUCUUCUAUGUAGGUUGAAUUUGAACAAGAAUCGAUCGGCCAAUAUGGACCAAUAAUUAUUCGUUCCUUCGUACGUUUCUCGUAGUCGUUGCAACGAGAGGUUGUGAUUUUGAGACAUUUAUUUGUCGCGCUAGUGACGGGCAAAUUUAUUCCAGUUGCAUCGUUACUGCGUGAAAGAGCGUUGUACGAUUAAUGCGAUGGACGAUUUAUUCUUCUACGAAUAUAUAUACGAUACAUGCUAUUGUGUCCAAGGCAACUAUUUACAGAUGACAUUCCGCAUGAUAUUCUGUGCAAACCCUUUUUUCAUAUUAUCGUGUUAUUUUAGAGUCAAGUUAUUUUAGAGAUCGUUUGCCCUCGAACUAAAGAUAUAUACAUAUAUAUUUAAUCAUUACAUAUAUACAUGUAUAUAUCGUUUGCCCUCGAACUAAAGAUAUAUACAUAUAUAUAUAUAUAUAUAUAUAUAUUUCUUUGACUAAAGAUAUAUACAUAUAUAUUUAAUCAUUACAUAUAUACAUGUAUAUAUCUAUUAUACAUAUAAUUGUUUCAGAGAUGGUUUUUUUUGAUACUUAAUUGAGCAGCAGUACUUAGAGUGUUUUUCUUUACAUUAUUUCCUUACACAACGUAUGAGUUUUUCAACGGUCGCGUUACAUGGGCCAGAAUAUAUCAUUAGGAGGUGACUAUGUAUCUUUCUAUUUCUCCUUGUUAUACGUGUUCUUGUACUUUAUAGGAGUUGUUCUUUCAAUUUGUCAUAUAUGACACGUGCUUAGUAAAGUGCCUUAAAACGUGAAUCAUGAAUUAUGAACUGUUCGCCUUAGGACGUAAUUUCAUUUCUUUCGAAGAUUUCGGAAUUUAUACGCGCAUGUAAAUAUAUACAGAUAAUAGAUUUAUAUAUAUAUAUAUAUAUAAAUAUAAUAAUAUUAUAUUAUAUAUGUAUAUAUAUAUAUAUAUAUAUAUAUUAACAGAAAUUGAAAUAUAAACGCAGACAUAUAUAUAAAUAUAUAUAUAAGAAUGAUUUAUAUAUUUUGCUAGAAAUAUUUUUAUUAGGGAUAUAAGUAAAUGGACAUUCCAUCCAGUGUUAUCGGUUUUUAAGCUCUAAUUCACGGAGAGUAGCUUCUUCUUUACGCGGCAUCUACUUUACGCACGUCCAUGCUUAGGAACAGAAUCUUUACAUUUUCUUUCUAAGCAAGAGCCUGAAGUUACAUUGCAGUUUCACAUCAAAACGAUAUUAUUUCGAUUGCAAUUGCAAUGCGCGUGAGCUUCCUGAGCCAGUCGAUUCGACGUGACCGAUAAGAAAAGUCCCACGACGAGAUUCACAAAUCCAUUUCUAGCCCUCGCCACAUUCCUAAGAGAACUUGCUUUUCUCUGUGCCGCGUAGAGGACACUUCGAGCUCGAAACAGGAAAACCAAUCGAGGCAAUACGCUCAGUCACGUUGCGCUUAUACGCGAACGUUCCCCGGUGGUGCAAAUACGUUCGUUGGUUGGAUUAGUUGUGCAAACAUUACGAGAGUUUGGUGAAUGGUACAUAAAGCACGAAGAAGAAAAGAAUGUAUAUUAGAGAACGGUAGUGUUAUUGGCAUCGUAAGUAUUCCCUCAUGAUCGUAGAAAUUCUAUUCGUUCUCAUUUCAAGGCUGAACGUUUCUUCAGUUUGCUUCUCAUAGUUUGAUUUUCAAAUAAAAUACGAAAUUUAUAUCUGAAAACCAAACAUAGAUCGAGCGAAACGUUGCACAAGACGUGUUUCAAUUAUCAUUCUUAUGUCACGAGAAUGAUAAUGGGGCCAAAGGGAAUACUAAACCGAUGUCUAAAUACUAUUCUGCAUGAUAAUUUAAUCCUGAUUAAAAUGGACGAACGGUUUUCACUUAAAAAAAAGGGGGAAAAAAGGAAAAUAAAUAAAAAAAUAAAAUAAAAUAAAAUAAAAGAAAUUACUAAAAAGAGGAAAAUAUAAAUCUUCGUGCUAUAUUAUAUAUUACCUAGGAGUCGUAGCUAGUGAUGUUUUUAACUUGGUGUCGGCGGUGUAUACCUUCUUCUCGAUGCUCUUCUAAUAUUUUUGUGAUACCGUAGAAUUGGUGGAACGAUUGGAGGAAAAGGCGUGUCGAGGGGCCUGACAUCGAGCGUACGCGGAAAGCUCGCAUCCCGUAGAAAUAAACGACGAUCGAUAUUUUUACUGCCAUUACGAAACAGCUUUUUUUUUCCAGAAUAGUCCACGUGAUCGCGAAGCUCGCCUUAGCCUUUCGUCCUUCGCUACUACUCUUUAUUAUGGUUUUUCUGUAUGCUCGAUCUCGGUGUUACCGCGGAGCAACGUGAAGUGCUGUCCAGUGAUUACACAGAUUUUUUCUUGCCACGUUUCUCUAUACGUUUUCUCCUUCUCUCUUUUUUUUUUUUUUUGUUUAUUUUUUUACAUGCACUCAUAUAUACAUAUACAGAUAAUGUAGAGCGUGAAUUAACGAUUCUAUGAACCAUGGAAACGGCACGAGACGCGCACGACGAUCGUUCUUAUUGCUCCAAAGUAUAAAGUCCACGGGCAUAGAAAUGACUGGUUUGCAUGUCGUGGUUUUGUGGAGGGACGUGCAUACAAGUACCUGUAAUAUCCUUCUUCGUCACCUAUCGUUUACGAGACGACAGACUUACGUAACGGGUCGAGUUACUUUUUUCUGUUUUUUCCCCCCUCUAAUGCGUAAUUACGUUCAUUAUAUAUUAGUCGUUUUUUUCUCUUCCCCUUCCAAAACUUUGCCUCCCUCUCCCACCCUUUCCAUAAUUGUCGCAUUCCUUUCCAUAUCAUAACGCACAUAGACUAUCUAAUAAUACAUCUUGUAACAGUUUUUCCUCCCCUCCCCUCCCCCACACCUCGUACGUAUAUUUAUACGUAAUCCUGUAAUUCUCGCACAACGCCUCCCUCUGUUUGACAGGAUACGGUAGCGUAUUACAUAGAACUGAGUAGUACCUUUGGUAUACACCUAGUCUUGUUUUGUUGUUACAAUUGUAGUGCAAAGUGUGUACGACAUUCGAUGAAUACUUUGCAAGCUGGUUCGCACGUGUGUAAGCGAAUAGAGAUUGUUUGUCCGUCGAAUAAAAACAUUGUCAAGUAUCGAUAUAGUGCCUGAAACUGUAAAGAGACGAACAUGUACUCCUCUGGUACUCGGGUCGUGCACAUUUUACAUUCCAAUCUUACUGAUGUAACUCGAGAAUCGGGAUAUAGUCUGCGGAUAUUAUUUAUAUCGGGCUUCCUGAGUCUGCUUUUAUACAGCAUUAAUAGACAUCUUAGAGAUUUCAACGGAGUGACGCGAAACGGAUCAAUUUGAUUUUACUCUCACAGUUGUUUCUGUGGAUCUAAGAAGGAUGUACAGAUGCAGUAAUUCAUAGAUCAGGGGAAUGAUAUUCGAUUUUGGGUAGAAGAGAGUCGAUCGUGUCUAAAUUUCAUCGGUCGAUUUGAUCGUAAAAAUGAUCAACGUUAGGUUGAUACGGAGAUAUCAAAAUUCGUAGUGAAAAGAAGCGAAGAUUGCUUA